UUGCGCUUGAUAUAUAGGGCUUACAGGGCUAUUAUAGAGAUGAUACCCUAUAAAGCUCUCAAUUGCACUUAUCCUUAUUGUGAUCUCCAUAAAAGAGAGCUAUGACCCCACCAAAAAAUAUAGUAAGCUGAGCACAUCAUCUGUUAUCGCGACAACCACACCCCAUGUUCAGAAAUUAAUCGACAAUUACUCAUUCCUCCAUCAUGGAAUUUCACUCCAUAACAAUCUUCAGGUUCAUUCUAUUGUCCUCUCAAUAUGGCAGAUUCUAUACCUUCAUCUAGCUCUGACGCUGCAUAUAGCUCCGACAACGAUACUGAAGUUACUGAGAGCAGUGCUACUACCUAUGCUUAUCUUGCUGACGAUCCCGUUCAUUUCUCUUAUCGGGAUGGUGAUCUUACAUGGACGGGAGCUGUAGGACUCGAUGGCGGAGUAUCUGGGGGAAAAGUCAAAGGGGAGGAUGUGAUUUGUGUUACUGAGAAUGAGGGAUCAAAUGGUACCUCGCGUUAUACAAUCUUCAGUCUCCUACCGAAAGAUGGAGGGGUUACAAAACUCCCGUUCGAGUUGAAGACAACAUCUGCCACCAACCUCCCCCAAGAAUGUCUCGAAAGUUAUCUGAUUAGGAGUUUGCCAACAUAUCUUCGAUCCGCAGAAACCCAAAUAUAUGUUUUAAUCUCGACAUUGUCCGGGACUGGAUUGGCACCGGACUUUUACGAUGCUGUAUUACAUCAAAUACUCAACUCGAUCGAGUUACCGGAAACAAGCUAUACUUUGAUCAGGACAGAUGAUGCAGAUUCUGUAAAGGCAUUUGCAAGCUCGACAUUAUUGGAUGGUGCAAACAAGGGCACAAAGCAAUCGAUAUUAAUGUUGAGUGGUGAUGGCGGUAUGGUGGAUACCAUAAAUGGACUGCUUGAGAGCGGGGAAAAGUCAAAGUGAGCUUCUCCGCAUGUCCGUACUAUGCUACUCAUUACUAACAAUCUGCGCACAGUUCAUAUGUCAAACCAACACUGUCUCAACUUCCUCUUGGGACAGGAAAUGCCCUAUUCCAUUCUUUGCACCGACCCUCGCCAAUUCCUUCAAUCUAUAUACAAGGCCUAAGGACACUUCUCCAUGGCACACCUUUACCGCUCCCAAUUUUCAGCGUAAAAUUCUCUCCUGGGGCACGGACUAUAACCAAUGAAGGGCAAACUGAGACACCUCUCAAAAAUAAUGUUGUCUAUGGAGCAGUCGUCGCCAGUUAUGGUCUCCAUGCUACUCUUGUUGCCGAUAGUGACACAGUCGAAUAUCGAAAACAUGGAGAUAAGCGGUUUCACCUGGUAGCUGGUGAUUUACUUUUUCCAAAAGAUGGAGCUCUACCACAUGCUUAUAAAGCUUCUGUCACAUUGACAAGAUCAGAUGGCACGGAAGAGCUUAUACAAAGAAGAGAGCACGGAUAUAUUCUCUCAGUAUUAGUAUCCAAGCUUGAGCGAACCUUCACAAUAUCUCCUGCUAGUCAACCUCUGGAUGGUCAGUUAAGGGUAGUGCAUUUUGGAGCGGCAACUGGUAAGCAAACAAUGAAGGUUAUGGAAGAAGCUUAUAAAGAUGGAAAUCAUAUUGGAAUGCAAUGGGAUGAAGAUGGACAGAAAGGCGAGGUUGGAUAUGAGAGUAUUGAAAAGUUAAGAAUAGAUUUUGAAGAAUCCGGAGAAGGUUUCAAAUGGAGGAGAUGUUGUGUUGAUGGUUUGAUUGUAGGUGUUGAAGAGGGUGGUUGGAUGGAAGUCGAAAGAUUAAAAGGUGAAGGUACGGUAGAUGUUGUGGUUGAUUUGUAAGGUUGUUGAUUGAUGGAAAUGAUUAUUAGAUGGUUAGAUUCCUUGUGCGCAAGAUUUAGAUCGUUUAGAAGAUUUUUCGAUUAAAGCGGCUACUUUGGGGUAUCAUAAGUUAUAUGAUUUGUAUUUGCGAUGGUUGGGUGGUUAGUCUCUAGAUUGAAAUAAAGUAUAACUAAUCCAGGGGUUUAAGUUUUGAGUUGUAGUUGUAAGGUUGGUAUAGAUAGGUUCGUAGGUAGGUAGUGGGGUGGAUGGUAGGCUGAUAGAAAAAUAGUGUUGGUAGGUUAGUUGGGAGCUGGGAUGGGUG
Messenger RNA from Sclerotinia trifoliorum, 2103 nucleotides. Lineage: Eukaryota; Fungi; Ascomycota; Leotiomycetes; Helotiales; Sclerotiniaceae. The record is from the annotation of a GenBank genome assembly.